GCUGAGAAUGGGAACUCGGAAGGAGUUUUCCUGGCUUGAGAGAAAAGGGGAGGAGGAAAAGGUAAGGAUGAGAGAGCUGUCUGUUCUGUGUUCAGGCCUGAUGCCAAGGAGAAGUGAGAAGGCCACUGUGGGUGUUGUCUCUCAGGGCCUACUGGUUUGCAGAAGGGACUAGGCUCUGGGAGCCUGUGAGGGAUGGUUGGGUGAUAAGGGGCACUCCCCAUAAUCAGGAUAUUUCCACCAGGAGACUGGGUGCAGAGCAGGGAAUGGCCGCUAUCUAAGAAUACCUUUGAAGAGUUUACCCCUGCAGGCAACUCCUUUCUGAAUGUCAGUGCUUGAGGGUAGAGGUGGGAGAAGGAAAGCAAACAGAUUCCUGACUGAAGGGAAUCAGGAAGAGAAGGUUUAUCCUGGCCUCUCAAGUGUUGGGGGGUCUAGGGUGGGGGUGCCUGGACUGUCUGGCUGCUCAGGGCCAAGGAGGAUCUGGUUAUAGGCUCAGCUGAACAAGCUUCUCCCCUAUGUGUCCUUCUGCCAUCACCACCCCCAGUCAUGACAAAAAGCAAAAACAACAAACCCUAAAACAAAUACCCUCUGCUCCAAGCUCUGUGCCUCCGCUGUGAGACAUGGCAGUGGGUGACCAAGUGUGCAACAAUUACCCAUUUCUUAUCCUUCAUUUUGUCUUUACCCAACUUGAAUUUGGCCUCUUCUCCUCCUCCACAUGGGACCCUGAACUUGGCCCCAAAUCUGAGCAAACACUAAAGUGCAGAACACUGCUGUCUGCUUUUUUGUCAGUUUAUUCCCCAAAUCGGUGGACCAUGUCAAAUCAGUUGGUCACGCAUGGGUUUACUCCCUCUUAUCCGCCCAGGUCUCCCUUACUGCUUAUGCCCCUUACCAUACCUAAUUCUGAUUCUGUUUGAUUUUGAGACACUUGCAGAUUUGUAAGAUCGGGGCUCUCUCCCUUUUGCAACAGUCUUUUUAAAUUAAAGUCUUUCCUAUUUAAGUAAAUCUGGAUUUUUCUCUGGAUGACUGUAGCUAAGAGUGAUCCAGACUAAGUUUGAGCCCCCAGUGAUGGGGAGGGAAGGCUUGGGGCGGGGGCAUUUGUCUUUCUCUUUAGAAAGGUGAGGAGGCCUGAAAAGCAUGUAACUUUCUAAAGGAGAAUUAACUUCUAAAUAAGGAGGUUCGGGGAUUGCGCUGUAGGGGCCGCUGGCUGGGCAAGGGAAUUGGUUGAAAAACCCUGUUUCAGUGAUCACAGAUAGGAGCCAGGGUGUGCUUCGGGUCAGUUUUCGAGAGGAGGAGUGAGGGGUGGGACAGGCGAGGGCAUGAGUAAAAGGGUGUUGGUGCCAGAAGAAAAGAAUGAUUGAUGGGAAGCAGAUGCCGGGCUACAGACACUCAUCCUUUUGCUUCAGAUACUGAUACCUCAGUGUGUCUGAGCAUCCCUUGUGAGCUGUGAGCAUCGAGGAUCUACCAGGGUUAUUGGAUGUACAAUAGGAGAGCCAUCACUUUACUAAAUCAUUACCUGCUACUGGACAUCUUUUACCAGAACCAAACUAGACCCAAGUCUAAUAGAUAUGUUCUAGGACAACGAAAAAGCUGCAAGUCCUUCUUAAUGCCUAAUGCACAAGUAUGCUAGGCUUCCACCAAAGUCCUCAAUAUACCUGAACACGCACAAUUUCUGAACCCUCCACUUUUAGUUUUGGAAUCUACUUUGAAGUCUCAUCCUCUUUUGUUUUAAUAUACAGACCUACCACCAUAGAGACAUAGAUGCACAUGUAAAAUAGAAACCACAGAUAAGUAAGCCCUGCUUUAGUUACCACAAAGAUUGCCAAGAAUUUAGAGAUGUAUUUGUCAAGAUUCCUGUCAAUUCAUGCCCUGUGGGUUACAGUGUCCUCGGUGAUGCAGCCCUACCCCUUGGUGUGGGGACAUUAUGAUGUGUGUAAGACUCAGAUUUACACAGAAGAAGGGAAAGUUUGGGAUUACAUGGCCUGUCAGCCAGAAUCCACGGACAUGACAAAAUAUCUGAAAGUGAAACUGGAUCCUCCAGACAUUACCUGUGGAGACCCUCCGGAGACAUUCUGUGCAAUGGGCAACCCCUACAUGUGCAAUAACGAGUGUGAUGCAAGCACCCCAGAGUUGGCACAUCCGCCUGAGCUAAUGUUUGAUUUUGAAGGAAGACAUCCCUCCACAUUUUGGCAGUCUGCUACGUGGAAGGAGUAUCCCAAGCCUCUCCAAGUUAACAUCACUCUGUCUUGGAGUAAAACUAUUGAGCUCACAGACAACAUAGUUAUUACCUUUGAGUCCGGGCGUCCAGACCAGAUGAUCCUGGAGAAAUCUCUUGAUUAUGGACGAACAUGGCAGCCCUAUCAGUAUUAUGCCACAGACUGCUUAGAUGCUUUUCACAUGGAUCCUAAAUCCGUGAAGGAUUUAUCACAGCAUACAGUCUUAGAAAUCAUUUGCACGGAAGAGUACUCCACGGGGUAUAUGACCAAUAGCAAAAUAAUCCACUUUGAAAUCAAAGACAGGUUCGCGUUUUUUGCCGGACCUUGGCUACGCAAUAUGGCUUCCCUCUACGGCCAACUGGAUACAACCAAGAAACUCAGAGAUUUCUUUACGGUAACAGACCUGAGGAUAAGGCUUUUGAGACCAGCCGUCGGGGAAAUAUUUGUAGAUGAGCUACACUUGGCACGCUACUUUUAUGCGAUCUCCGACAUAAAGGUGCAUGGAAGGUGCAAAUGUAAUCUCCAUGCCACUGUGUGUGUGUAUGACAACAGCAAACUGACCUGUGAAUGUGAGCACAACACUACAGGUCCAGACUGUGGGAAAUGCAAGAAGAAUUAUCAGGGCCGACCUUGGAGUCCAGGCUCCUACCUCCCCAUCCCCAAAGGCACCGCAAAUACCUGUAUCCCCAGUAUUUCCAGUAUUGGUAAUUGUGAAUGCUUCGGCCACUCCAAUCGAUGCAGUUAUAUCGAUCUGCUAAAUACAGUCAUUUGCGUGAGCUGUAAACACAACACUAGAGGGCAGCACUGUGAGUUAUGCAGGCUGGGCUACUUCAGAAAUGCUUCUGCAGAGCUGGACGAUGAGAAUGUGUGCAUAGAGUGUUAUUGUAACCCUUUGGGCUCAGUCCAUGAUCGUUGUAAUGGCUCAGGAUUUUGUGAGUGUAAGACUGGAACGACAGGGCCUAAGUGUGAUGAGUGUCUGCCAGGAAAUUCCUGGCACUACGGCUGUCAACCGAAUGUCUGCGACAACGAGCUACUGCACUGCCAGAAUGGAGGGACGUGCCACAACAACGUGCGCUGCCUGUGCCCGGCCGCAUAUACGGGCAUCCUGUGCGAGAAGCUGAGGUGCGAGGAGGCAGGCAGCUGCGGCUCUGACUCGGGCCAGGGGGCGCCCCCGCGCGGCUCCCCCUCUCUGCUGCUGCUGCUGCUGCUGCUGCUGCUGCUGGCCGCUCUGCUGGGGAUAACCAGCCCCCUGGGGAUCUAGGCGGCGCAUCCAGCCACCGCGCGGGCCACGCAAACACAACCCCAGCAUUUGCUACUAACAUAGGAAACCACCCUCAGACACCCCCACUCAAACACAGUGUACAAACUAAGAAGGCCUAACUGAACUAAGCCAUAUUUAUCAGCCGUGGACAGCACACCCAAGUCAAGACUGUUAAUUUCUGACUCCAGAGGAGUUGGCAGCUGUUGAUAUUACCACUGCAAAUGACAUUGCCAGCUGCAGAGCUUAUCGCGGAUUGGAAAGGCUGUGACAGCUCCUCAAACAGGAAGGACAAAAAAUCCAACAAAUCAAGCAACCUAAAAAAGGUUUGCUACGCUCACGUGGUGUGCCCUGCCCAGCCCACCCCGGCCCUGAGUGUGGACCAACCAAAUAGAAGCAUUCUUUGCCGGCAGUGCACUGUGGGUCUAAGGAAGUCUGUUACAAGCUGCCAUACUGGCCCGCUUCAGCCCCUGAAUCCCUUCCGACCUGUGCUUUAGUGAACGUUGCUCUGUAACCCUUGUUGGUUGAAAGAUUUCUUUGUCUGAUGUUAGUAAUGCACAUGUGUAACAGCCCCCUCCAAGCUCAAGCCAGUCAUCCCCGGUAUAUCUCAGCAGCACUGAGUCAUCCCAGUGCCAGCACACGUCCACUGUCCAAGAGUGGCUAUAGGAAAAAAGAAAGUGUAUCUAUCCUUUUGUAUUCAAAUGAAGUUAUUUUUCUUGAAAUACUGUAAUAUGUAGAUUUUUUGUAUUCUUGCCAACUUGUGUUACCAGACAAUCUGUUAAUGUAUCUAAUUCAAAUCAGCAAAGACUGACAUUUUAUUUUGUCCUCUUUUGUUCUGUUUUGUUUCAUUGUGCAGAGGUUUCUCUGUAAGGGCAACGAACUUGCUGGCAUCAAAGAAUAUCAGUUUACAUAUAUAACAAGUGUAAUAAGAUUCCACCAAAGGACAGUCUAAGUGUUUUCUUGUUGCUUUAACACUGGAAGAUUUAAAGAAUAAAAAUUCCUGCAUAAACGAUUUCAGGAAUUUGUAUUGCAAUUUCUUAAGAUGAAAGGAGCAGCCACCAAGCAGAUUCACAUUCACUUUACUGAUUUCUAUGUGGACUGAAUACACUCAGCUGACGAAUUUAGUACCCAGGAAGAUGGAUUGAUGUUCACUAGCUUGGACAACUUCUGCAAAAUAUGAGACUAUUUCCACUUGGGAAAAAUUAUAACAGCAAAAAAAAAAAAAAAAAAUCUAAGUGAUUGCCAAGAUUAUGCCAAAGCCUGUUGGCAGAGUACUAAGAGACUUUUAUUUUUAAGUCAUGCUAUUUUCACAGAUUGAUGUGACCAUGUGACUCUAGGGAUGCUGAUCUAUGUAUCUUUCCAAUUACAGUGUUUACAUGGAGUAUCAUAAGAAGCAACCUGGGGAACCAGGAAAGUCGCAGGGAAAUUGAGUGAUUAGCAAUUUGACUUUGAAUAUAUUCAGAUUAAGUAUUUACAGGAAAUAUCAAAAUAUACAGCAGCAAGUAGGCAUAACUGCUGUUCCUGAGAAUAAAGUUUGUUCUAAGUACCGCCCAAGGUGUAAUAAAUUCUUGUUUCUGCCUUUUAUUAGGCCAAUUACUGUGCAAGACAGCAAGGCGGGGAGGGUAGGGGCGGACCUCUGCAAAGUUACCAAGUGGCUGAAACAGUGUGUAUUCCAUUCCCAGCACACUGUUAUCCUACAGGUUACAAAUGUGUUAGCAGCAGCAUCUCCUGGAAUCAAAAACAAUUAUCAGCCCAAGCCAGAGUCUGAAGGGCAAUGAAGUCCUACAUGACUUGAUAGAGCAAUAACCUAUGAUGGUGUUAGGUGGAAGCCUACUUCCAGCUUGAAUUCUUCACCCUGUCGCCGCUCCUUGCUGAAAUGGGGGAUGGAGGGGAGAUGUCUUCUGAUAAAUAUCCUCGGUAAAAACUAGAUGAAGGAACAGCAUGUCUUAUUGGGUUUGUUCCCAGAAAAGCCAAUUCAAAGAAGGCAAUAAAAGGUAAACAGGUAAUGCCUGUGCUGCCUGCCACCCCACGUCUAAGUCGAUUGAAUGUUUGUUAUUCAAACCCACAGUCUCUUUUGAUGUAAGAAAUAAGAAAAGAUGGAAAUAAAUUAGAGCUCUGGCUUAGUGCCAGAGUGGCCAACCAGAAAUUGGAGAUUGCAUUAGAAGCAUAAACAGCAAAUUAAUUUCAGGCUUACCAAAGACUACAUGUGAAAAUGCCGGUAACAUGCAGAGUUUGAGAUUACUUAUAAUGAGGUGGAUUUCUAAUAUUAAAAUUGGAAUUUAAGUUGUCUUAUAGUUUAUUAGCACAAACCAAAGGCAGACUGUGUUGUUUCCAGCAACAACGCACUUUACCAUUAUCCGCUCGUGGCUUUGCCCCUAUGCUCAGGAAUCAAACUUCACAUUUCAAUAAAUAGUAUUCCAAGAGCUAAUUCUAACAUUUAAUGAAGGCCUGAUCUAAAUCAAUUCUUCUGCAUUUUGUCUUUAUGAAGCUAUAAGAAUCUAAAUUGAUGAGGAAUAUCUUGCAUUCAGUGUAUUUAGAUACAGUUUUUUGAAUUUUCUGAAGUGAUGUGAUCUGCUUUUAAUAAAUUCAAUUUUAGGUAUGUAACAAAUGGAAAUGAAAUGCUCUUUUUAAUCUGGAUUCUCAAAUUCUUCUAAAGGGUGUAUUAUUUUGAUGAAGCCCCAACUCAGUGGAUUUUAUUCGUCUGCUGCUUUCUAGCGUUCUGGCAAAGCUGGCUCCAUCUACAAUAUGAUGUCUAAGAACAAAAUUGGGGUGAAAAGUGGGUCCUAAAUUGUUCACAUACUUAAGGUGCCGAUUCUUGGUCCGUCUCUCCUUGGACUAAGCCUUAGGGUUGGUUGCUACAGUCAUAUAUGAGUUAAUCUAUCAACUUUACAACAAAGUACAAAUAGGAUUCCUUCCAUCAAAACCAUUGAUGAACAUAAAACUUCGGAGAAUCUUUGUCCCAAGGUUCAGCUAUAUGGAACAGAGUUGGUAUUUACAGGAAAGUAAUGAGAUUGCCCUGUGUUGGUGUGGAAAUGAUUCGCUUCUGAACACAGUGAUUCAUUCCUGUGCAAAGCCUGGAGGAGCUCUUUAGUCCCACAAGAGAGGGGCCCUUGCUUAGAGGGGCCCAUUCUUAACCUCUUCCCACUCUGUCUCAGUAGCCAGGAACCUAGAAUUCCCUGCCCAGCUGUUCUGCACCCACUUUUAGGGUGUGUGCACCUCUUCUAGGGGUAUACACUCCUGAAAGCAGGCAGCAUCAUGAGUGCACACCCUUGAACACAAGAGGUGGCAAAAAGUGAUGUGUGUAGAUAAGUUAGUGAUUUGGGCCUGGAAGUAUAUGCUGGGAAAUUCACAGGCAUGUGAGAAGAGGCUCCUUGCAGUGAAAACCAGAGCUCAAGAAUGGAAAAGAAGGGACUAAUGGGUGGAUGAGAGAUAAAGCAGGGCUCCCUCAGGGCUGGGAUCCAGUGCAGAACUCUGAGCAAUCUAAAGGCUCUGAAAUUAUACCUGGUUUCCAGUUGUUAUCAAGAACUUGUGUCAAGGCAGCAGAGUGGAACAUAGCAUUAUUUAACAGUAUAUUUGCUUGAUGUAUAAUUAAUAUUUAGACACAUGGCAUAUGAGCUUCCAUUGGUCCUUUUGUGCUGGCCCCUCCCUGGUUGGUCAGCCUGGAGAUGAACAUUGCAUAAGGUGCCCUUGAGUCAAAUCACUAAGUUGGUACAAAUUCACCCAGGUACAGAUCGGAAGAAGGCAUGUGGGCACAGUUCAACAGUUCUUAUAGUCAGUGCUCCACCUCACUUUUGCUCCAGCCUGUAGCCUUACUGUAUACAAGAAGGUCGGAUGGACUAGGGGCAGCUGUGAGAAAACAUAUCAUCUUCACACUCCACAGGCAAUUAUCCAGUGUUACUAGAUGUAAAGACCCCCGUACUCAGAGAUAGCAUGCCCUGUGCUCUGUGGGAGAUGGGUUGUUGCACUUCACCUGUUGUUAAAUGCUAAAUAAAAUACUUAUUUAACAGUUUCUCUGAUCACAGGAUUGUACAGAAUAUGUGAGAACUUUGAACUACAUGUUCUGUCUAUUUGUCAUGUGUUAGAGUCUAUCCGUGUAUGAUCUGGUGCAAUUUAAAGCUUCAGCUUCAGACGUCUGAACUAGAAUUCCUUUCCCACCACUUUUGUUCCCAUUAUUUAUCCAUAAGGAUGACAAUGGCGGCAGCAACUAAGCUACAUCUUUAAAAAAUCUGAAUAACUGGAUAAAACUCUGUUUUUUUUUUUUUUUAAGAAAACCUGACUAGACAGCCUUAAUGAUAUAGAGGAAUGUAGAGGAAUGGAUAGAUAGGGAGCACUCCUAGAGCUUGGAUCCAAAUAUCUAGUUGUGAGCAAUUCUUUUUUUUUCCCUCAGGAAAUCAGGACUACAUUCUCAUCAAUUUUCUAAUAAAUAUCCAGUGUCCAUUUGGCACAAAUAUUCUGACAGUUCUGACCAUUUCCAUGUAAAAGAAUUUUUCACUUUAUAUUUUCACUUUUUUACACCAAAAGUAGUUUUACCUUUUAGAUACCUAAAAUAGUUGCCAAUAAAUUCCCAGCAGAAACUGCACAUAAACAUAAUGUGAUGUCAGAAAGAUUGAGAAUGCCAACUAUUAUAUUUUGAAUUUUCACCAACAAUCUUGGAAACAUGGAGAAUUUUCACUCUUUACAACACUGAGUAAGGUGUGAAUGACAUUUUACCAUCUUCAUUUUGCAUCUAAAGAAUCAACUAAGAAACAGACAUAUCUCUUGCAUAAAUCAUGUUCGUAUAUGUAACCAGAAAUGGGAAAAUAAUAUUUGUGAAAAACAUGUUAAUAGUGAAAAAUGCAGUUAUUUGAGAUCUAUCAUGGCAGAAAAAUUCUACCCAUAAAACAUUUUUAGAGCAGGUCCUGAAACAAAUCUACCAAGGAGACCUAAAUGAUUUUAGAAAGUGUUGUUUAGAUUUAUACAGUUGAGCAUUUAACAAAUACUGGAAUUCAUCCUCUGCCUUUUCCCAUCACCCAAGAGCUCUUUUAAAUUGAUGAUUGAAUUAAAAUGGAGUAGUGACAUUUAAAAUUAUGUAAUGUUUUUAUUAACCUGAAAUGAUAGCUGAUAAAAUGGGCCUUGAUAUUCUGCAAGACCUAAUUGUGUUCACACUAAAGAUUUAGCUAGGCUGGCUGGAGCAAACUGCAGAGAAUUGGAAGUAAAAAUAAUAUCAUUUUCUUAAGCUAGUCUCUUUUUUUUUUUUUUUUUUUUUUUUUUAGAGAUGUCACUUUUAACUGUUAUUUAAUUAGCGAACAGUGCAUUCCGUGGGGGGGGGGGGAACCCUAACUAGAAGAGAGAAAAAAAAUAAUAACUACCCCUCCUACAUCUGUCUGAACAGACACUGAAAUUCCUGCAUGGCGAGGAUGUGUCAAGUUAUGUUAAAGACGUAAUGUACCAUGUGUGUAUCCGCCAGCCACCCUGCCCUGAUAGUGCGCAUUAUGGCUUUGCUCUUACCGGGGGAAGUCAUUCUAAUCUAAUAAAAGAAGGAAAAUGGCAGAAAAUCGCACACCUGAAGUCCUGUUAAGAAUAGGUGAUUCUUUUUGCCCCAGGCAGGCAAGAACAUAAUGUCAUUUUUGUUCAUUUGUAUUUUGCUCUGAAGGAGGGUCUGCUCCUGUGGGGGAAUGAUUUUCCCUCUACCCGUGUGAAACUCGGAAAAAAAAAAAAAAAAAAAAAAACGUUCUCCAAGGAAAUAGCAUUUUGCUAUUUCCCAGUCGUGCCUACCCCGUGAAGCCCUGAGUAAUUGUUUUGGCUUUCAUGGUGUGAUAAACACCUAAAGGCAAGAGAUUAUUGUCAUCACUCUCCAUCUCUUUUUCUCUCCCUUUAGGAAAAAAAAAAAAAAGAAAGAAAAAAUGGGUGCAAACAGCACUGUUUGCAGGAAUCCUUCAGUUAGUUUAUGCCUAAUUAUGACGACCUCGGCUAAAUAUUUAGUUUAUUAAAUUAAUAGUGUGACAAGUAUUGGAGCAGCUUUACAACCACUUAAAGUCGUGUUUACAUCCUGUGUAAUUACAAUUCAUAAUAGGGAAAGCAGUCAAAACUAAAUGCAUCCUGAUCAAUGGUUCUCAUUCUACCAGAUAGACCGAGCACAGCACAUUUCAGGAAGUGACUUAAAAACGAGACUUCUACAUCUGGAGUUCCAACCAGACUUGGGAAAGGCAAUCAAAGGAUUCUAGCAAUGAAGUGUUUUAAAAUUAGGUGUAAGAUACUGCGUAUAAGUGAGUUUUGUUUCGUUUUGCUUUUCUCGGCAGAGGAUCUAUUAUGCUUCUCUCUCUCUAAUUUAUAAAAGGCCUGAAGGUAUAAGAAAGAUUGCACUAAAGCCUAAGAUUAAGAUUUACCCUAACUAUGGAAAUUUUCCUUAAAUAAUAAGUUGUUGACAGCGCAAUGAGUGAAAAUAACACGGUCUUUGAAAGCACAUGUUCUCCAGCAAUCAGCUCUUUUUUCCAUUUCAUCUCUCUGACCCUCUCUCUCCUAAGCUGCUAAGGCCAUCUGUAUUCCUUUUUGUAGAUAUAUAUUUUAAUACGUUCGUGGUUGUUCUGGAAGCCGCAUGAAAUCAAAGUGAAAAUAACCUAGUCAAGAGUGUGGUGUAAGUUACCAGUGAUCACAUUAGCUCCACAACUCUGGUGUAUUUCUCAUGGCAGCAUGGAGGCUCAAUGGGCACUUACUUCCUCUGGGUACCUGGGUCCUUUAGGCUUUAAAGGAUGUUGGUUCCAGUAAAGAGUCCCAUAUAAAAUUCUUGGGAGAAUCUCUGUUUCUGAAUAAUUUAAAUUUCUGCAGUAAUACCUUAAUAACAAAAGCCUCAUAUCUCACAGUCAUUUCCAAUUAAAUGAUAACUAAAUUUGGACAAUUGGAUAUAUUUCAUUUUUCAUUCAAUCUGAAUAUGUACCUAUUUCCGCGUAAAUGCGCGCUUUAAUGUGCACACGUGUUUUCAUUUACAAUCACAUACCGGUAUUAUUUGAGUCACUAAGGGCUGCUUCUAAUCAAAGGCAGAUAGCACUAGGUUGAUUUGAGACUCGCCUAUUAGAGGACGUUGCCACAGAGAUUUAAAUCCCUCCUCAUUCAUCAGAUCCUGUCACCUGAAAGAUGAGCACCCUCAGAAAAACUCUGCAGUAGUGUGGGUUUUUGAUUCUGUUCUUGAGGUUGGGAAAGAGCAACCACUCCGUCUUCCCUGUUGCAGACAUUUUGCUAGAAAGGGCUCAAACUGUAUCUUCCCCAUGCUUGUCCUAACAUUUAAAAAAAUAAAAUAUGUGUCACACUGGAGCACACUUGGAUUUAAUGGCACCGACUCAUUUUCGUUUGGGCUGGUUUGUUUUGUUUUUAUAGGUGUUCUCAGUUACAAGCAUCACAUCAGGAGCAAAGGUCUUUCUAAAUGUCUGUAUGGUUUCCUGAGGUGUAGGCGCUCCUACUGUUCGGGGCUCUGGUUCGCAUUCUCUCCCAUCCUCUAGCCCUGCACUAUCCAAAUGGGUAGCGACUAGCCACCUAUGGCUUUUGAGCAAUUGAAUGUGGUUAGUCCAAAUUGACAUGUCCUGUGAAUGUAAGGUACUUACCAGAUUCAGAGUAUGAAACAAGAAAAUGUGAAAUAUCUCUUUAAUCAUUUUCAUAUUGAUUACAUGUUGGAAUGAUAAUAUUUUGGAGACGCUCUGUUAAAUAAAAUAUAUAUUAUUGAAU
Molecule: messenger RNA, 11163 nt
Organism: Sus scrofa (pig)
Lineage: Eukaryota; Metazoa; Chordata; Mammalia; Artiodactyla; Suidae
Gene: NTNG1
Product: netrin G1
Biological process (GO): axonogenesis; tissue development; animal organ morphogenesis
Source: RefSeq, a predicted model, not a curated record